Molecule: messenger RNA, 645 nt
Organism: Mangifera indica (mango)
Lineage: Eukaryota; Viridiplantae; Streptophyta; Magnoliopsida; Sapindales; Anacardiaceae
Exons: 2
Coding region: 1-645 (214 amino acids)
Molecular function (GO): protein binding
Source: RefSeq, a predicted model, not a curated record
AUGAGAGGGAGAGUUGAGGUGAUCAAAGAGCUGAUAAGUGCAAAACCGGAAUCAAUUUUUGAGCCAAUCCGUGGAGAAACAGCUUUACAUUUGUGUGUUAAGCACAGUCAUUUGGCUGCACUCAAAGUAUUGGUGGCAUCAGUUGAUGAUGAGGAAUUUCUCAACUCCAAAAACCUUGAAGGAAACUCUAUCUUGCAAACCACUAGCUACUUGCUUUCCGUGCCAAAAAUGAGAGUGGAUUUGAACUCCUUGAUCAAAAAUGGCUUUCCAGCCUUUGAUGUAAGCUGCAGGAACGGCACAACUCAAAGCAAUUUACAGAGGAAUCCCAUCAAAGAAGCAACCACCAAAGUUCAAACCACUCAAUCACCCCAAAGGUUAAAAUCAAUAAUAACAACAUUCUUCAAAUGGAGAAGGCUCAUCAACUACAAGAGCGACCACCAUGAAAACAUAAGAGGCAACUUGAUGGUGGCGGCCAGCUUGAUUGCCAACAUGAGUUUCCAGAUUGCAACAAACCCACCAGGUGGCUACUGGCAAGCAGACGCCACUAAUCUGAAAGAAGAAACCUGCCCAAAGGGGGUUUGCAGAGCUGGAACUUCAAUUCACGCAUACACUCAUGAAAAUCAGUACCACUUAUUAACAUUGUGA